CCCAUGGCAGUUGACGACAGCAUGACGUCGGGCAGAUUACGCAGGUCCGUGGCGUCGUCGGACGAGUGGGAAGAGCUUCAGACGCCGGACGUACAGCUUCUUCUCGACUUCUGCUAUUGCAGCAGCAGCAGCGAGCUCAUCGAGGCCAUGCCUCAUUGGGUCGCGACGCACCUCGCCGAGCCACGCGCGUGGUUGCCGUUGCUGCGAUGCAGCCAUGUUGCCCGCAAUGCGUCCUUGACACGAUCAAUCUCAACGCACUGGCUGUCCACGACGGACGGUGAUGCCGUGAUGCGACACCUGAGCACGGUGUUUCGCGACGCGAUCAACGCCGACGCGCUUCGCGUCGUCUUCACUUUGGCCCACUCGACGAGAGCUGCAGCGCCAUGGAUGUGGCUUGCGUCUCUCAUGGACCUGCCGACUCAGCCAGGUCAAUUCACUUCCCGAUAGGCCUCGCCGUCAGUUUGUUUCUUGUGUAGUUCGGGCGUGGAGCUUUUUUGGUCGGCACUCCGGACUGUGCUUUCCUAUGACGUGCCAUCAUGGCGACUGCUUUGAGUUGGACGUAAGCGUGUGCGUCGAUCCAAUCGAAGGCGCCAAGAUGACGUUAUGGAGCUGGCGCAACGACGCGUCAGGUUGCGGCUUGGACCUUGCCAUUUCGGGCCAAUCACUGAUCUGCUCGACGUGGAGCGUCGCAACAUGUUCGUCGCGACAGAUCGACGUUGAGAUCAGUGAUCGAUGGAACCUCAUUGCCUUGGAGCUUUCUGACGGCUUCCUCACGUGUCGUGUCAAUGGCAAUGUCGUCGACGUCGCAGAGGCCCUACCCUGGCCCGCUGCAUCGAAGCACUCGUUGAGCGUUGCGGCCUCUUUGAACCCAGCGGUGUCGGCGGUGCCAUUGCAAGGCCGGGUCGCCACCAUGCGAUUGAUUUCGCCGACACGGUCAUACGUCGUGCUUGACGCAGCCUACGAGGCCUACGACUCGACGAGCGUCACGAAUUGGGCCGAGAACGGGCAGAACACACGUUUUGCACGAAGAACUUCCGUUGACGCCCCCGGCGUUGCCCUUUGGACAUUUACGCACGUGCUUGACGUCUUGCGCUCGAGCGGUGGUGUUCUUUGGUCGCUAACGCCCUUCUUCGAGCGUACAAUCGCCGCGCCCGAACAACCAACAGCUCGAGAGUCCGACAAGGAAUGGGACCGUACGCCGAUGCUCCUCUUUAUCUGUCGUGCAAUCUGCAAUGACGCAGCGACGGCCGACGAGGCGCUCGUUCCGUUCCAGCACAACCCGAGCCUCGGUACUUUUGGCCAUCUAUGGGCGCGCCACUGGCUCCACUCGCAGCACUUGUCCGCUACGCUCAUUCGCGCCGUGUUUGAGGCCACGACCACCCUUGUCGUCCGAGCAGCGACGUUGCCAGCGCAAUCGGACCUCACGCCGUGGCUCCAAGUCGUGCUGUCGAGCCGCCAGUGGUGCCGAUGCUCCAUCGACUUGCAAACGCUUUACCUCGCUCACCUCGACGCGUGCGUGGGCUUGAUGGCGAUCGAGAACAUUCCACAGAUGCGCUUUUGGUACGACACCUUGACGCGCUUCUCGGCCAGCGCGUCGUUGCGAGAGCAAGUACUGCGCAUCGUGGAUCGCGUCCUGUUCCGGUCACCGACUCACGCAGAGUCUGCGCUGGACGCGCUUCACGUGCACUUAGUUCAAGAUAAGCAGCACGGCAACGUCGACGUGCUUACAUGGUGGGCCCAGCGCGUGCUGGCCUCGGAAAGCGCCUCUUGCGACAUCGACCAUAAAUGUGACUUGUGGAUUGAGCACGUUGGCGCCGCGCACUUGAAGUCGACCCGCGUCGCUGCAUUGCGUGUGCUCGCGGCAUACGCCCGAGACCACCAUUUGCGCAGAGCCUCGGUCUCCGCGCUCGCCGAUCGCUGCGUCGUGUUGGACGAUUCGAUGCCAGUCGUGGCGGAGCUCGCGUCACUGCGAGACCCUGCGCUUCUGUUGGAGUGCGCAAUUCGAUCGACAUCGCUGCGCUGCAAGCGACAGUGCAUCGGCCUCCUCGUCGCCAACCCCGACGCUCUCAUCGCUCGACUCUCGCGAUGGCAUUCGUCACCCAUCACAAUGGUCCAGCAUGUCGCGCGCGUCGGCUUGUCUGUGCGGGACCGCGAUGCAGAGUGGCUUGCGGUCCUCGAUGGCACGGCGCGGCUGCUCGGCCACUGCAUUGGGCACGCGCUCAGUGCCCAGGUUGACGCAACUUCAUUUCUCGAUCAGGCAUUGACUGCGUGCGCUCGAAUUGGCAUUGUUCGAUCCGUGGUCGCGCUAGUCCGCGAUAUGUGCCCGCCCAAGCACGCUGCGGCGUUUCUAGCCGCGGCCUCAACGCUCGACAAUACACCCGCAUGGGUCUUGUCGCUGCUGCCGCUUUGGCGAGCGCUCAUGGCUCUGCCCGUCACGGACUGGAGCUUUCUCCGACGUAUUACCGGCUGGGUACUCGCGCUUGAGGAGAUGGCAUACACUGCGGAUGACUUUGUAUAUUGUGGGGCGUGCCGGUACCUCGGACUAGACCACGAGUGUCCGAAAUGUGGUGUCCCCGGCGGUGAUCCGUACCGUCGAGACUUGCUACUGGUCCAAGGCUCGUGGCUCGAGAUGGACGUACCCGAAGCAAUAGCUCUCAAGUGUCUGCUGCUCGCGACGCUUGCGCAGCACCCGCAGGCGGCUGAGAAGGUCCAGUGCCUCAUCUAUAUGCUGCCGCCACACCUCGCUCGACAGAUCCCCGACGUCGGCGACCUCUCGCCCUCGGUUCGGCAGCAAAUCGAUGCGAUCGUGCGUGGGCCGGCUUUUGAAGCAGCAAUCGCGCCGCUUUGUUCGGUCACAUCGAAAUCGGCAAAUGUCGUCGAAGACGGAAAUGAAGAUGAGGCCCCCUGGACACCACCUACACUGCCAAAUGACCCGGUGCCCUAUAAUGACGCUGGCCGGGCCGUCGGUGACACAGCGUGCAUUCGGCGGGUGCUGAAGCGGGUGAGCAUGUCGCAUUCCUUGUGGCAGACGGACGCCUUGGUGCCGUGCUACCGCGUUGACAAAGCUGAGUUUGGACUUGCACGAUUGCGUCCCCGUCUCGCCCCAUGUCGCGAGCACGUUGACGAGUCGCCAACGGCUCAACCUCGUCAUUUUGAGAGCUUAUCAGAGGCCCUCGGAUCGUCAACGGAGCUCUGGCAGCACUCGGCCCGGCUCCGAGCGCGUGCGACAGCGAAAGUCACAAGGGACCCCACUCCGUCCGGCAACUCGGUCUUUGUUGCGAAUGCGCUCGUACUUCGCGCCAGAGGCAAUAUUUCGGGCAGGUUUGAGAUCUCGUCGUCGCAUUUCGUCUUUGCGCCCCAUGAGUCGAGCUCACGAAAGUUGGCCGGCAUUGACGAGAUCAAGUACGCGCUGGGACGCCGCUACCUCCUUCAAGCUGGCGUCGCCAUCGAGAUCUUUUGGUGGUCGCCGAGAGCGCCGUGGCUGGUAGUCUUCGAGUCGGAACGUCUCUGUACGCUGUGCUACGAAGCGUCGCGUCCGCUAGCCUUGGCAAGUCUCGUGCAACGCGCAGUACAUUUGGUACCGGCCGACUUGACUCGCCUGUCGACGCUGCUCAGAAAGCCAACCUUGCCAUCCCCGAGAGCCUAUCUGGAGGCAAUGGAGGCCACGAGUCGAUGGCAGUCCCAGUGCAUCUCGAACCUGGAGUACCUCAUGCUCGUCAACACGGCGGCCGGACGCACGUACAAUGACUUGAACCAGUACUUUGUCGCGCCGUGGGUUUCUGAGCCAACGGUGGCUGGUGCGCCACGGCCGCUGCACGUGCCGAUCGGCGCGCUUAAUCCGAGUCGACUCGCGCAAUGCCAGGCACGAGCGUCUGCCCUGGCGUCCGAGCUGGACGAUGCGCCGCCGCCGUUUCUCUUUGGGUCCCACUACUCGACGACGGGCUCGGUCCUCUACUUCCUUGUACGGUUGCGUCCGUUCACCCAGUACGCCAAGGACCUUCAAGGAGGGAAACUGGACCACGCAGACCGGCUUUUUCACUCGGUCACGGAAGCGUGGACCAACUGUCUCACGUCGUCCGACGUCAAGGAGCUAGUGCCAGAGCUAUUCUAUCAUCCUGGCGUCUACACGUCGCCGUCACCCCUCGGUAUGCGCCAGAACGGCACUGUCGUCGGUGACGUUGUCCUGCCGAACGACUCGACGCCAAUGGCGUUUCUUGCCAAGCUACGACACGAUCUUGAAGCUGCCGACAUUGCACCGUGGAUCGACCUCAUCUUUGGCUAUCAGAACUCGGGCGCGGCUGCGUGGGCUGCGAACAACGUCUUCUUCCAUCUUACCUACGCCGAGCACGCGCCGCCCGUGCCGCUGGACUUUGGUCCGUUCGCGGCGCAAGACCAGGAUCCCGCGACGACGCAGAUGCAGUACUUUGGCCAGACGCCACCCCAAGUAUUUUCGUCCCCGCACCCGACGCGCGGCUUUGUCUGCCAAAUUGCGGCUUCGUCCGCAAUGGCGCUCACGCGCGUGAUGACGCCGUCGCCCAUUGCGUGGGUACUCAACGCGAAAGGGUGUGUCGUCUCGGACGACGGAACUGUAUCGCAGCGCCUCGAUGACACGGACGUCCUCGUCAUGUCUAGUCAUCUUUCGCUGCCGUGUGCACCGACUAUCGUCUUGGACGUGGGUCCAGCCCACUGCCCAGGUCGCUAUUUCGUGCUGCUUGACAUCACGCACGGUCUCGCCGUUUACGGCGUUGACAUCGACUCGGGACGCGUCGUGGUGGCACCAUCAAACGCCGCGUUUCUUCGCACUGGCCAGCCCAUGGCAUGCGCCGCCACGUCCAGCGGUGCUUGCAUCUGGAUUGAUUGCCACGGGGUCUUGCAGGUGUGGACCAAAUCCGUGCUCCUUGAGUUGCUCUUUCCGACAGUCACCGUUUCGCCGUCUGAAGCGCCAACAUCCUCGACGACCAAGUGGUCUGCACUCUGGUCGUCUCUCUGGACACCACACACGCACCUCCCACCCCGCGUACCUCCCAUCGUUCGCCCAUAUCGCACGCUGGGCGUCGGCGACGUUUCUGCAACCAACGUGGCUGUCAAUCUGGACGUCGACUUGGCUGUUGUGACCACGGUCUCGGGCCUCGUGCAACUCUUUGCGCUCCACGCGACUAAGUGGCUCCGAAGCUUCGACGUAGCCGCCAACGUCGGGCGGGCAUUGCAUUUGACAAGCGCGUCGAUUCUCGCACCCGAGUCGUAUAUCGUGGUCGUGUCCGAGACGCGGGAAGGCGUUGACGUCAUUGCUGUCGACGUCAACGGCGUGCUUCUGAGUGUAUUCUCGCUACCAUCGGCAACGGUUCGUUUCGUGCAAGCCGUGCACGUUCCCCGUAAGCACACGUGCCCGCCGCUUGUGCUGCUUUGCACCGAGUCGCAGUUCUAUUUGUACUCGAUUUUGGAUUCUGGUGUCGUAGUUGCGCGUCAGCGUAGCCGCCUCAUCAUCCGGCGCGUCUUUGUCGAGGACGACACAGUCGUGCUUGGAUUUGACUCUGGCGACGUUGACCUCCUCAGUCUUCGGGGCCUCCUGGCCCAAGCAAAGACGCCCCAUGAAUAAGCAACGCCAUAACACAUAAAACGUUUCACAG
Molecule: messenger RNA, 5627 nt
Organism: Saprolegnia diclina VS20
Lineage: Eukaryota; Oomycota; Saprolegniomycetes; Saprolegniales; Saprolegniaceae
Exons: 11
Coding region: 524-5596 (1690 amino acids)
Source: RefSeq, a predicted model, not a curated record